Silurus meridionalis is the source of this 1681-nucleotide messenger RNA. RefSeq names its product ubiquitin-conjugating enzyme E2Ka (UBC1 homolog, yeast) (gene ube2ka). Bases 344 to 910 code for a protein of 188 amino acids. NCBI's taxonomy places the organism in Eukaryota, Metazoa, Chordata, Actinopteri, Siluriformes, Siluridae. The record is from RefSeq and is a predicted model, not a curated record. The transcript has 8 exons. Gene Ontology annotation, cellular component: nucleus. Gene Ontology annotation, biological process: proteasome-mediated ubiquitin-dependent protein catabolic process; protein polyubiquitination. Gene Ontology annotation, molecular function: ubiquitin conjugating enzyme activity; protein binding.
CACACACACACACACACACACACACACACACACACACACCAGCAUGGCUAACAUCGCGGUGCAGAGGAUAAAACGAGAAUUUAAAGAAGUCCUAAAAAGCGAAGAGUUUCAAUGAAAAUACUCUCCUUUCGUGUGGAUAUCGACGGGAAACAUUGCCUUGUUUGAUUAAUUUCUUCCAAACAAUACUUUACGACGUUGACAAGUUUCAUAUCGUUGUAUAUUUUGCUUCCCUGCAAGCUAGGCUAAGCUCCUCACAAGCUAAUGUCUGAGGAAGGAAAGAAGCAAGCAAGCCAGAAAGCCAGAAAGCAGGCCCAUCUGACUGCAAACUGACCUGAUUUUAUGAAUGAUUUCAGGGAAUUCAUUCUCAAGUACGAGUAAAAACCAGAUUAAAGUCGACCUGGUGGAUGAGAACUUCACAGAACUGAAGGGGGAGAUCGCAGGACCGCCGGACACACCUUACGAAGGUGGACGAUACCAGCUAGAAAUUAAAAUUCCAGAAACGUAUCCCUUCAAUCCUCCAAAGGUACGGUUUAUUACAAAAAUCUGGCAUCCCAACAUCAGUUCAGUAACCGGUGCCAUAUGUCUGGAUAUUUUAAAGGACCAGUGGGCGGCGGCCAUGACACUCCGGACAGUCCUGCUGUCUCUACAGGCCUUAUUGGCAGCGGCGGAACCAGACGAUCCGCAGGAUGCGGUGGUGGCCAAUCAGUAUAAGCAGAACCCAGAGAUGUUUAAGCAGACGGCUCGGCUCUGGUCACACGUUUACGCAGGGGCACCAGUCUCCAGUCCAGACUACACGCGCAAAAUAGAAAAACUGUGUGCUAUGGGCUUUGAUAAAAACGCAGUAAUAGUGGCGCUGUCAUCAAAAUCCUGGGAUGUGGAGACAGCAACAGAGUUGUUGCUUAGCAACUGAACCUCAAGCACCCUGAUCUCUGCCCAUGUCCCGUUAUCACAUUAUCCCCGACUCCACCCACGUCCAAGUCGGAUUUACUUCCUGUACAGAUAAAUUGCACCCUGACUCCUCAAACCCGACAUGCCACAUUUUGCGAGUUCCUCUCUCUCUCUCUCUCUCUCUCUCUCUCUCUCUCUCUCUCUCUCUCUCUGUUUCGGCAUCGCAUUUGUCGUUUCUCCUUUUUCUCUCACGCCUUCGACUUAGCAUCUUUUCACACUCACGCGAUCAACUAUUUGAGUUAAGGGUCCCUUUCCCCUCGAAAGAAUUCCGCAUUUAUUUUUUUGCCAUCAUUGCCACCCUUCGGAAUUCUCUUCAUCUUGAUCAUGUGGUUCCUCCUACAGUGCUGGAGAUCCCCAAACUGCUCGCUCACUUCCAUUUUUUGCGCAAUCCCCCAAGCGCUUUUAUGACAAAUCUCAUUUCCGCAGUGCCAUUAAUUCCGAAUGAAAAACACACAAACCCAAUAUCACACGUGACCCUGAUAACGUUAUCGGGGAAAAACACACAAAAAGAUCAAGACUGCAACGGAAUACAAAAACGAAAUGUGUCAAGAAGUACACGGGAUCGCACUCGUAGAACAAAGGACCGACUGAAGAAUCCGCAAAAGAAAGAAAAGAUUUCAUCUGUAAAUAAAGCUAUUAAAGUCUGUAUAAAUUAAAGCAAUGUGGCAAUGCUUUUAUUUAUUAUUGUGUUAAGGAAAAAAUAAAAUAAGAGUUUUGUGGCUAAUGAAGCUAA